Messenger RNA from Salvelinus fontinalis (brook trout), 2337 nucleotides. Its product is annotated as nuclear apoptosis-inducing factor 1-like. NCBI's taxonomy places the organism in Eukaryota, Metazoa, Chordata, Actinopteri, Salmoniformes, Salmonidae. Gene Ontology annotation, cellular component: nucleus. The record is from RefSeq and is a predicted model, not a curated record. The transcript has 3 exons. Bases 140 to 1099 code for a protein of 319 amino acids.
ACAACGAAGGUAAGCGUUGUUUGUAGGAAGAAGAAGCCGAUUCUGGAAGCCAUUACGUUGCACAGAUCAAUUGAGUAAAUCCUACUAUUUUACGUACAAUACGCACAAUUAUUUAAAAGAAACAGCAAUUUAUGCAAAUAUGGCAUCGAAUGGCAAAAAGAGAAAAAUGAAUUUUUCGGAGAGAGAGGUCGAAAUUAUUGUGGAGGAAAUUGAGAAACAAAAGCACAUACUCGUUAACCACUUCAAUGCGGGAGUCACUCACAUAGCAAAGAAUAACGCAUGGAUAGAAAUCCUGAAGAAGGUGAACGCUGUAACAACCUCCCCAAGAGAAUUGGCCGAGGUCAAGAAGAAGUGGUCAGAUAUGAAGACCGAGGUGAGGCGCAAAGUGGCACAGGCGAGGGCGGCAAUUGAGGAGACCACUACCGACUGCACUCCGGUUUCCGUUAUCCUCACUGCUAUGCAGCAGCGUAUUUGUAACCUCUUGGGAGAGGCGACUAUCAUCAGUUUACCUGCUGGAGACCCAAAUGCUGAGAUAACUUUACCUGUUACUAUGAGCUCAGUCACCACCGUGACACUCACGGAAAGCCUUCAGACAGCUUCAGCAUCAUGCGAGGAGACGAAAUCCCUAGAUGCUGAGACCACGUACCACACCCUGGAGGAAGGCGGCAUGGUGGAGUACUGCACCACCACCGAGGCCACACCCACCGUGGUGACCGCCAUGGAGUCGCAUCCAGUGGAAAUGCUGACGGCAGUGUCUUCGACCCAACCGCCCAGCCAGGCCAAGCCCCAGGAGCUGAAGAGCCGCAUUGCACUCAACUCGGCACGGCUCCUUCAGGAACAGCGGGUCACCAAUGUGCACGUGAGGCAGAUCGCUCAGCAUCUGGAGGGCCAGAACCAAUUAAUUCAGAUGAUCCGUAGGUCCCAGGAGGCGCAGGCCUACGCCCAGGAGAGGCAGGCCCAGGCCCUGGAGGGCACCCAUGCAGCCUUGCUGGCCCUGGUUCAGAUGAUGAGGCCGGCUCUCAAAGACCUGAAGAAGUUCCUGCAGAGCGGGACUGACAACUCCAACAACUCGGGGACUCCUGCAGAGGGCUCGCAAUAGAGGCCCAAGAUCCCGUUGCCACAGCCAGCCGAGAAUGAACAAUGUGUGUGUGUGUGUGUCAGAGAGAGAGUGUGUGUCAGAGAGAGAGUGUGUGUCAGAGAGAGAGUGUGUGUGUCAGAGAGAGAGUGUGUGUGUCAGAGAGAGAGUGUGUGUGUCAGAGAGAGAGAGUGUGUGUCAGAGAGAGAGAGUGUGUGUCAGAGAGAGAGAGUGUGUGUCAGAGAGAGAGAGUGUGUGUCAGAGAGAGAGAGUGUGUGUCAGAGAGAGAGAGUGUGUGUCAGAGAGAGAGAGUGUGUGUCAGAGAGAGAGAGUGUGUGUCAGAGAGAGAGAGUGUGUGUCAGAGAGAGAGAGUGUGUGUCAGAGAGAGAGAGUGUGUGUCAGAGAGAGAGAGUGUGUGUCAGAGAGAGAGAGUGUGUGUCAGAGAGAGAGAGUGUGUGUCAGAGAGAGAGAGUGUGUGUCAGAGAGAGAGAGUGUGUGUCAGAGAGAGAGAGUGUGUGUCAGAGAGAGAGAGUGUGUGUCAGAGAGAGAGAGUGUGUGUCAGAGAGAGAGAGUGUGUGUCAGAGAGAGAGAGUGUGUGUCAGAGAGAGAGUGUGUGUCAGAGAGAGAGUGUGUGUCAGAGAGAGAGUGUGUGUCAGAGAGAGAGUGUGUGUCAGAGAGAGAGUGUGUGUCAGAGAGAGAGUGUGUGUCAGAGAGAGAGUGUGUGUCAGAGAGAGAGAGUGUGUGUGUGAGAGUGUGUGUGUGAGAGAGUGUGUGUGAGAGAGUGUGUGUAUGAAAUGUGUUUGUGAGCUUGCUCAUGCUUGUAUGAAAUAUGAGAACUUUGAGAGAAAGAUAACUGCAAUGAGUUCCCUUAGAAUGAGCAUGCACAGAGGUUUAGGGUUGUAGUUCUAGAUAGACAUACUACAUAUCUAGAUAGAAAUAAGUUGCUGUAAUGGUUGUAAAAUGAAGUCACAUUUUCCACUAUUGAUUGGUAUAAUUGACCAUAGCCAUACUUACUAAAAAGAGUAUAUAAAAUCUUCAAAAACAUAUUCUUCUUAGAAGAACUAAAUUGACCCAGGCAGAGCUGUUCUAUUAUUUCAGUUGUUAUUCCUUAUAUGAAAUUGGAAUGGAAGCCAUUUUUCUUUACAGACAAUGGGCCAGAAUUGCAUCACGAUUUUGUAUCUGUGCAGAAUUGUUUAUUUUUCCAAGUGAUAUCAAAUAUUUAAAAAAUCAUAGCAACAAAAAUAAACUUUGUUUAAAUGAUA